Cornus florida is the source of this 1580-nucleotide messenger RNA. RefSeq lists its product as uncharacterized. The transcript is spliced from 2 exons. Gene Ontology annotation, cellular component: chloroplast. Gene Ontology annotation, molecular function: double-stranded DNA binding. Bases 88 to 1266 code for a protein of 392 amino acids. Lineage: Eukaryota; Viridiplantae; Streptophyta; Magnoliopsida; Cornales; Cornaceae. Gene Ontology annotation, biological process: regulation of DNA-templated transcription; chloroplast organization. The record is from RefSeq and is a predicted model, not a curated record.
CAUUUCAUCAUCACGGUCCGAGAGAAACAACGAUCAGGUGAGUUCCUCUCAUAAGCCUCACAAUCACCUUUCAUUAUCAAUUUAUCAAUGAUUUAUGCAUACACUAAAUCACUGGCAGUUCGUUUUAGAUGGUCUUGUUUUUCAGAUUCAACAAUCCAUAAUAAACUAUUUGCUCUUCAAACCCAUCAUCCACUUUCUCCAUCUCUCAAAUCCAUCUCAACUUCCACAAAUCAACACUCUUUUACAGUCAAUUACCUCAUCAAUACAUGUGGGUUUACUCCACAAACUGCUAUUUCUGUUUCCAAAAAAAUCAAUUUUAAAACCCUAGACAAACCAGAUUCAGUUCUCAACUUCUUCAAGAACCAUGGAUUCAACCAAACCCAGAUCUCAACUGUCAUCAGAAAACACCCAGAACUUCUCAGGUAUGAUCCCAAUAAAAAACUUUUGCCCAAAUUCGACUUCUUUUACUCCACUGGCAUUUCCUGCACUGACCUCGUCCACAUAGCAUCCAGUUGCCCAACAAUAUUAACUCAUAGCUUGAAGAACCAAAUCAUCCCAUCUUACAAUUUGUUGAUGAGUUUUUUUCAUUCCAAUGAUAAGUUUAUGGCGGCCUUUAAACGAUUCCCUGGGAUUGUAGGGCGUGAUCACAAUGCUAUGACAUUUCCCAACAUUGAAAUUUUGAGACAACAUGUUACUACUCGGCCUAGGUCAUUCAUGCUAAAGCCUGAUAGAUUCAAUGAGGUAAUGGAGGAUGUUAAGAAAAUGGGUUUCAACCCUUCAAAAUUCCAGUUUGUUAAGGCGGUUCAAGCAUUGAGGUCAAUGAGCAAAUCAACGUGGAAAAAGAAAAUGGAGGUUUAUGAGAAGUGGGGUUUGUCUGAGGAAGAAACAAUGUUGGCUUUUACAAGACAACCGGGCUGUAUGAGGAUAUCCGAGGAGAAGAUAACGGCGGUGUUGAAUUUUUGUGUGAACACAAUGGGUUGGCAGUCUUCCGUAAUUGCCCAUCGUCCAACAUUAAUGACACUGGGCUUGGGUAAGAGGAUAAUUCUCAGGUGUUCAGUACUUGAAGUUUUGUUAUCCAAAGGUUUGAUUAAGAAACCCAUUAGCUUACGGGCAUUGUUGGUGUCCACAGAGAGUAUGUUCCUCCACAAAUUUGUGACCUGUUAUGAGGAAGCUCCUCAGUUGUUGAAACUAUAUCAAGAAAAAUUGGAGCUUUCAAAAUCACACGGCCAUGAUUAUGGAAGUAAGAGUGGAACAUAUCAGCGGUAGAAUAUUACUCCCUAACUCUAGUGGCUUACACAACCCCUAUUCUUUUAUGAACUCCUUGUUUUUUUUUUGGAUUGUUAUGAUCUUAAGUCAAUAUGUUUUGGUAAGUAUUUAUUGGAUUUUGUUACAAAAUGCCUAGACAACAUUAAUAUAUCUUUUAUUAAUUAUGUAUGCAUUUAACUGAAUAAGUGAUUUUUUAUUUUUAUUUUAUGUGCAACUCCGACUCUGUGAGAUCUUCUAAUCUUUAAUUUGAAGCAUGGAAAAACUCAAUAACCGUCAGAAAGUGAUAUUUUAAUUCAGUUCCGCUUAUAUGUAAC